This is a messenger RNA of Desarmillaria tabescens, 450 nucleotides long. RefSeq lists its product as uncharacterized. Bases 1 to 450 code for a protein of 149 amino acids. Lineage: Eukaryota; Fungi; Basidiomycota; Agaricomycetes; Agaricales; Physalacriaceae. The transcript has 3 exons. The record is from RefSeq and is a predicted model, not a curated record.
AUGUCACAAUCCUCGCACUUUCCAGGCAGCAACCUCAAUCCCCACACUGGGCGGAAAGCGAUUAUCGCCAUGGGGGCUCUCAUUUUGGGAUAUACAUCAUUCUAUCUAUACCUCGACAGGAGGGACCGUAAACGAAUCGAGCAAGGACGACUUGCCCUAUACGAGGAAACUAUAGCUCGUUCCAAGGAGAACCACGGCGGGUACCCUUUACGCGCCACUGCCACUGCCCGUGACAGUUCCCCACCUGCUCUUCCUGCACGCGAGCAUGACGCACACCAUGUCACGACGGACCACCCCCAAGCCGGCUCGUAUCGCGCCAGUGGCCAGCCCACGCCACAGAAUCCUAAAAGCGAUGGCAGUGGACACGCCUAUACGAAGUCUCCAGAUUAUGUCAAGAGUUAUGAAAAGAUCGCUAAGUUCCAGGAAGGCGAUGCUGGGAAAAAGAUGUGA